This is a messenger RNA of Gryllus bimaculatus (two-spotted cricket), 2625 nucleotides long. Lineage: Eukaryota; Metazoa; Arthropoda; Insecta; Orthoptera; Gryllidae. The record is from the annotation of a GenBank genome assembly.
CGCCUCGCCUCGCCUCGCCUCGUGCCACCCCGCCGACGACGUGUGCCGUGUGCGUUAUUGUUGUUGUUGCCGGCCUGUUGCUAUGGUGCUCGCGUCGCGCCCGCCUCCGCCCCCGCGCCGACCGCUGGACGUGCUCUGACGUGUAAUCAGUGAGUGACACCCAGCGUGCUCGCCGCCGGUGGACCUGUUAUCAGUCGACGUGUGGCCUCAUCCGAAGUGGACGCCGCGGUGCCGCCUGCUCCCCGACCAUGGAUCGUUUCCACAAGGCUGCGCGGGACGGGAACCUGGACAUCCUGAAGGAGGCGACGGAGCGGCAAUGCAACGCGCGCGACGAGGACGGCAUGACGCCCACGCUGUGGGCGGCCUUCGAGGGCAACCUGGACGCCCUGCGCCUGCUGGUGGGCCGCGGAGGAAAAGUUGAUAAGGCAGACAAUUUUGGAAAUACAGCUUUACAUUUUGCAGCAGCUCGAGGUCACAUGCAUUGUGUCACAUUCCUGGCCAAUUUUGGUGCAAAUUUAUGGGCAAUGGACAUUGAUUUUCAUACACCAAAAGAGCUGGCAGCAAUGAAUAACAGAGACGAAAUUUUGCGCUUCUUAGAUGGUAUUGCAGCAAAGGAAGAAGCAACUAACUGGAAAGAAGCUCAGAAAAAGCAACAGAAAGCUCAAAAGAAUGCAGAAAAAUUAUCAAAGGAAUAUGAAAAAAUGCAAGAAGAAACCAAAAGAAUGGCUGAACAAGAGCAGAAACGUUUGCAGAAAGAAAGAGAAAAAAUGGAGAAAAUGGGAAACGCUCCUGUAAAUGUAAUGCCGCACAGGCCAUCCACUGUAUUAACAGUAUUAAAGAAUAUGGGGAAAAAUCCUACUAAAGGAACUAUAGUAGCAAGAAGCAGCACUACAGGAAAUGUCAAUCCAUCAUUUUCUGACAUAGUAGGUCCUACAGCACCCCCAACUGGAAAAUACAACAAAAACAAAGGCACAAGUGGUGUUAAAAAGAAGGUGGAAGUCAAAAAGAAGCUUCAAGGAACUGUCAACAGUCAAACAAAUGGAGAUGAUUUUAAAGUUGGUGAGGUUGAAGCUGAUGGAAAAAGGUCAGUACGAAGUUUGAAUGGACUCAGAAGAGACUCGCAGGUUAUUUUCACAGGCUCUUUUGACACACAAGGAGGCAAAGAAAGAGGGAAAAUAACAGAUGUUUUUGACACACAAGGAGAACUAAAACAUGCAAUUUCUGAGCCGGAAUUUAUGCACAACUCGGACAGUGGAUUUGGAGAUGAAAUUCUCCUUCAGGAGCCAGCAAGUAUAUUUGACAGGCCAGGUUUUGGGAGUGUUGCUUUCAGAACAAGUAUAAGUGCCACACUCAAUGCACUACCACAUAUGGAUCCUGAAGACAAAGAUAGUGCAGUAGCCAGUGAACGAUCAGAUGCAAGAGUUGGUGGGGUUGGGAGUGGUACAGAAGAUUGCAGUAUUGGAAGUGCAGGAAGCCUGGCACACAGAAAUAAUAAUCUUCCUUGGGACGAUGAUGAUGUGGGAAGUGAUGAUGAACCUGAAGGAUUGGGUACUGAGUGGGCUACUCUCCAGACAUUCCUAGCUUCUGCAGGUCUUUUAGAGUAUCUUGGUGUAUUUGUCAAAGAAGAAAUAGAUCUAGAUGCUCUAAUGCUCAUGAAAGAAAAUGACUUCCAAGUACUUGGCCUGAAAAUGGGCCCAAUGAAGAAAUUAAUGAGCGCUAUUGAAAGGAGAAAAACAGCCAUGGAUGACCCUGGAGAAUUUGCAGAUAGCAAGUUGUAAUAGUUGCUGUGGAACUGGCAUCACAAUAACCAUACUUGCCUUUUUUAAUAGUGUUCUUGAAAAGUCUAAGAAAAACAUUGAUUAGUGUGUGUAGAAAAGUGCAAUUAUACAAGAAAUGAAAAAUCCUUUUCCAACCAGUUGAUAAAUAGAUAAUUUUGGUGUGCAAUGUCCCCAAAGACAAUGAAGUAUUUGGCUGAAUGUGCUCAGGUUCAUUUGAUUAUGAAAUUUCAUUAUUUUUGACAUUUCCUGUAAAUUUUUUUUUGGUUCACUUAAUCAAGCUAUGUAUGUUUUUUAAAACUUGAUCAAUGAAAUGCUCAAAUCCAGCAAUCCACAGGACAACUUGAAAAUUUAUGUUAUUUCUUUUAUGGAAUUUUUUAAAAAUCUUAUACUGUGCAUUUACAAUAUCAUUUAGAGGUGCAAUGAUAAUCUAGCCAGAUAGCAACUUUUUUGGAGUUCAAUAUUGUUUUAAAACUAUAUAUGAGAAAUAUCUGAAUGACACAUUUUACAAAUAAUUGUAUAUAGGUACAUUCUUUCAACGUAGUUAUAAAUAGGUCAGUAGUUGCCUUUUGUAUUACAGACUGCAACUUCAUGACAUCUUUAAGUAUUAUCAUUCAUUGCAAUGUCUAUGAUAAUUCCAGGGUUCCAAUACUUUUACAUGCUGUACCAUGUGUAUAUUGGUGCUUUUAAUUAUAUCUUACCUCUAGCCAAGUUUGUGGCUUCCAUUAUAUUUACACGACAUCUUAAGAGAUACUUCUUGAUCUCCAAACAAAGCACCUAUCAGUGAAUGUAAAACCAAAGAUGGAUUUAUGUUUAUAGUAGAGGUAGAAAUAAAAUAUUUUUAAACAAA